This is a messenger RNA of Nymphalis io (European peacock), 1225 nucleotides long. RefSeq lists its product as uncharacterized. Gene Ontology annotation, biological process: lipid metabolic process. The transcript has a single exon. The coding region runs from base 269 to 1225 and encodes 318 amino acids. Gene Ontology annotation, molecular function: oxidoreductase activity, acting on the CH-CH group of donors. NCBI's taxonomy places the organism in Eukaryota, Metazoa, Arthropoda, Insecta, Lepidoptera, Nymphalidae. The record is from RefSeq and is a predicted model, not a curated record. Gene Ontology annotation, cellular component: membrane.
CGUGCGGGACAAGCUUACAGUGCCACGCUUUAAAAUUCAAAUACACAUUCACUCCUGUAAAAUAAAUCGUACGCUUUACAAACCACGCUUAAAGAAUAAUAAUAAAUAAAGUAAAUCGGCUCUUAAAAAUGGCAUUCGCGCUACAAAUUAGCAAUAAUAGCACCUAAAUGUGAUAAGCAUAAGUGUUAAAAUGCAGCAAUGCGCCAAAAGAUCGAUGUCAGUAUUCCCUGAUGCCAAAAUUUCAAAAAUAUAGUGUCAAAUAUUUAAAAUGGAGCCCCUCAUAGAUAGAAACAACUUUGCCGUGAGUGCUAUGGUCACCGUGGCGAUGCAGAUAUUAUUUUUCAUGGUCGCCUCGCUGUCCCAGAGCGACAAAGUUACAGAUUUCACUGGUGGUGCCAAUUUUAUCAUAAUAGCAUUAUUAACAUUCUUCCUCGGCCAAGGAGGUAGCACGUUGAAGAGCUAUGACAGCAGACAGCUAAUGGUGACGGCGUUUGUAUGUGUUUGGGGCGUGAGGCUCUCGGGAUAUCUCAUAUACAGAAUUUAUCACAUCGGCCGAGACAAACAGUUCGAGGAUCGUAAAAGCAACACUCUGAGGUUUGCCGUGUUCUACACCUUCCAGGCGGUGUGGGUGUAUGUUGUUAGUUUACCCGUCAUUAUAAUCAAUUCACCGCACCACUCAUAUCCUAAGGCGCCUAAAACUAUGACAACAUUAGACUCGGCUGGUGCAGGCGUGUUUGUGAUCGGAUUAUUAAUUGAGACUUAUGCGGACUUGCAAAAGUUUGCAUUCCGUCAAGAGCCAGCCAAUCAGGGCAGAUGGUGUAACGACGGUCUCUGGGGAUUGUCCAGACAUCCCAACUACUUUGGAGAAGUAGUUCUCUGGUGGGGUAUUUUUAUAAUAUCAUUGAAUGUUAUCGAAGGUAUCGAAUAUAUUGCCAUAUUAUCGCCUUUAUUCACAGCCGCCAUAAUAUUGUUCUUAUCGGGUAUACCAUUGCUCGAACGAUCGGCUGACGAAAAGUACAAAGAUAACCCAGAUUAUUUAUAUUACAAAGCGUCAACGUCACCCUUUAUACCGAUACCGCCAGCUAUUUAUGUAGAAGUACCGAAAUUCCUUAAAUGUAUGUUGUGCUGCGAGUUCCCGAUUUACGAUUCAACGGGAGAUGAUUUCCCCGCUCCCACCAUCGUCACCGAGACCACCAGUAUAUCGAUGGUGCAGUCUCAGACAUAG